AUGGCGAUGCCUGGUCUACUAGGUUAUUUCAUGACUAUGAUCUAUAACCCGAACAAUGUGGCCGUUGAAGCAAGUCCAUUCACCACAGUUGUUGAGCUAAAAGCAGGAAAGCAACUGUGCGAAAUGUUUGGUUAUAAUAUCGAUGAGAAAGCUAAGGGCCUGCCUCUCUCAUGGGGUCACAUUACCUGUGAUGGGACCGUGGCCAAUCUUGAAUCCAUUUGGGUUGCCCGCAAUCUUAAAUUUUAUCCCCUCACCCUAUAUCAGGCUAUGAAAGAGGGACCUCUUGGCUUCAUAGCCGACACCUUCCAGGUGACCACCUGUGUUGGAGAAGAGAAGCUAUUCAAAGACCUAGGCGUCUGGGAACUGCUCAACCUUCGAUCUGACGCCAUCCUGGGAAUGGGAGACGCUCUAUAUAAACAGUUUGGUGUCACUUCCAAGUUCCUGGAGGAAGCCUUGAGGCCAUUCACCAUCCAAACGACUGGCAAGGACGUGCUGGAACGUGAGUUUCGUAUCACGAAGCCCGCCAAGUAUUUCCUUGCCCAAACACGGCAUUACUCGUGGCCCAAAGGCGGUGCAAUUGCUGGCAUUGGGUCCGCCAACAUGCAGGGCGUGGAGCUCGACAUGGAGGGUCGCAUUUCUCUUGACGCCCUAGAGCGAGAGCUUAAUCGCUGCCUCGAAGAGCGUCAGGCCGUGUAUGCAGUAGUGGCUGUCAUUGGGACAACGGAAGAAGGUGGGGUUGAUCGACUGCAUGAAAUCCUGGCCAUGCGUCGGCGAUUCCAGGACAGGGGACUAUCGUUCUUGGUACAUGCCGACGCAGCCUGGGGUGGGUACUUUGCCAGCAUGAUUCCCCGGUCCAUGAUGGACGCGAGAAAGCCCAGCGAGGCCGGGGAUGGAGAUAAAGCAGUGGAUAAGGUCCCUUCGCUGCCUUUGAGAGGGGACACCCUGACAGAUAUGAUUGCACUCAAGGAGGCCGAUACCAUCACGGUCGAUCCUCACAAGGCGGGCUACAUCCCCUAUCCCGCUGGAAGUUUGUGUUAUCGGGAUGGUCGCAUGCGGUUUUUGGUCACUUGGACCAGCCCAUAUCUGACGCAGGGGUCCUUGGAGAAUAUUGGUGUGUAUGGUGUUGAGGGCAGCAAGCCCGGUGCCGCAGCCAUGGCGGCUUGGAUGUCCAACCAGACAAUCGGCCUAAAUCCGACCGGAUAUGGUCGUCUUUUGGGAGAGGCAGCCUUUACCAGUGCGCGGCUCUCGGCCUGGUACGCCGCCAUGCACGUCGGCCAACCGCCCGACGACAACGGCAACCGGCGCUAUAUUAUCAUACCCUUCAACCUGUUGCCAAUCGAGAAGAAGGGCUACGGCAGCUUGGACGAUGUGGUUGAGGCGCGUCGCAGGGAAAUAUUCGAGACAGUGCUCGACAAGAACAAUGCCGAAAUCAGUGCAGAUACGACUUCCAUGGAAUGGCUGCGGGAUGUUGGCUCAGACCUUAAUAUCAACGCCUUCGCGAUCAACUGGUAUCGGUCGGAUGGCACGCUCAAUACGGAAUUGGAAGAAGCAAAUUACCUGAUGAAGCGGGUGGUGAAUCGAUUGUCCAUUACCACAACCACUGGGGAUCCCCAUAAGGUACCGCUAUUCCUGACUUCAACGCAAUUCGAGCCAGCUUUGUACGGCCAAUGUGCCCAGAAUUUCAUGCGGCGUCUUGGACUGGAUGCCUGCGCUCAGGAUCUCUGGGUCCUGCGCAACGUUGUGAUGAGCCCCUUCCCCACAGACAAAGACUUCAUCCAGACACUUAUGUAUACACUUCAGCAAGUGAUUAUUGAAGAAGUAGAGGAAUGUCGCAAGCGAAACAGUCUAGACAAGAAGGAAGUCGUGUUCCUUCUCCGGGGAACCGAUAUAGUCUUCCUGGAUUUCCAGACGAGUUUCCACCGCGCUACUCAACGCCAGCAGAUCAUUCUAGGCGCCGAUCUAGAAGACAAGACAAAAGAGGACUACAAGAAGCUGAAGAGAGAGUACCCUAUGCAUGACAUUGCGUUCAGGUCCAAGGACCCCCAGCAUUUAGAGGAGUUGAUCAAGCGUAUCUCAAAGGGAGAGGUGCCUGAAAUAGAGGGCGAGAUCGGGGUCCGCGAGGGUGAAGACUUUAUCGGCGGCACUAUUAAAUGCAGUGUACAGAUGGUCCGGAUUAUUAAAAGUAGUCCUUUGAACUCCGCUAAUCGCGACGACCACUACCCACGACACUUUAUGCCUUUCUAUUUGUACGGCUCUCCGGAUCAGUAUCAUAUUUCGCAUAUGCUGCUGCAGGCACCUAACGUGAACUUGUCUGCCUGUGACGUCAAAUUCAGCAAGGCGCUGUCCAAGACAGUGCAUGCUUACCUGGAGAAAUCCAAAGGUUUGAUCCUCACUUUAACCGGGUACCGCGAGGAAACGAUGCAUCCAUUCCCACAGAAGAACGACGAUUCUGUCCUUACGAGUGAUGACUUCUUCUUCCGCUCGGGGCAAAAGUUCAAGGUCAAGGUGUACGAGGAUCCCAAUGGGAACUGUUCCGAAGGUCCGGGAUUAAUUGACAACCUUGGUACCCCUAUUGGACGAGGAGAGAUGACGUUGGGCGACGACGUACAUGUCGAUGUGGAGCUUCUGAAUCAGGAUCCGCUAGUAAAGCAAGAACAGGUUGUUGAGUGGGAUAAGGAAUUGGACAAGAUUAAAGAUGUUUUGAAUGCUGGGCGAGAGCUGGUGUCUGGUACGGCGCCAACAAUUAAUAAUUGA
Aspergillus alliaceus is the source of this 2754-nucleotide messenger RNA. RefSeq names its product pyridoxal phosphate-dependent transferase. Lineage: Eukaryota; Fungi; Ascomycota; Eurotiomycetes; Eurotiales; Aspergillaceae. The coding region runs from base 1 to 2754 and encodes 917 amino acids. The transcript is spliced from 4 exons. Gene Ontology annotation, biological process: carboxylic acid metabolic process. The record is from RefSeq and is a predicted model, not a curated record. Gene Ontology annotation, molecular function: pyridoxal phosphate binding; carbon-carbon lyase activity.